This is a messenger RNA of Medicago truncatula (barrel medic), 540 nucleotides long. RefSeq lists its product as uncharacterized. The record is from RefSeq and is a predicted model, not a curated record. Bases 1 to 540 code for a protein of 179 amino acids. The transcript has a single exon. Lineage: Eukaryota; Viridiplantae; Streptophyta; Magnoliopsida; Fabales; Fabaceae.
AUGCCGGUGAAGGUGUGGAGGAGGUUGGUUCAGAUACAAAGGGAGUUCCUUUGGGGAGGUGUUGGAGUGGGGAGGAAAAUCAAUUGGGUUAAAUGGAGUAAGGUUUCUCAACCGAAAGAUAAAGGGGGCCUUGGCAUUAGGGAUAUUAGGCUUGUGAAUUUAAGUCUUUUGUCCAAAUGGAGAUGGAGAAUUUUACAAGGGGAGGAUGCUUUGUGGAUAAAGGUGUUGAAAGAAAUGUAUGGGACCGAGAUUGAAAACUUAUUGGAAGUGGGGUUGGAUAGUUGGCCUCGGUUUGCUUCUAAAUGGUGGAUAGAUGUUGUGAAGAUAGAUGAGGGAGAAGGUGGUAGUUGGUUCAAUACGGAGGUAACUAGGAGGGUGAAGAACGUCAAUAACACUCCUUCUUGGAAUACAAAAUUGUGGGGAGGUACGUCCUUUAAGGUUAAAUACCCAAGACUUUAUUCUAUUUCAAACCAAAAGGAUGCAAAGGUAGCGGAGAUAUGGUCGGAGAGGGAAACUGAAGGUGGUUGGAAUUUUAUUUAG